Messenger RNA from Microbotryum saponariae, 6373 nucleotides. Lineage: Eukaryota; Fungi; Basidiomycota; Microbotryomycetes; Microbotryales; Microbotryaceae. The record is from the annotation of a GenBank genome assembly.
AUGGACUUCGCCGACAUCGUCAAGCAGGCGAGGGAACAACAAAAGUCGCAUGGGUUCAAGUCGCCGCACCAUCUCUCGCUCAACUCGAAUCAGGGCGACCACCACUACGAAGAGGGAGCGACACCGGGCAGCACACCGGCCUCGCCUGGCUUCAACGGAGCACGACCUCGCUCGAGCCAUUCCCCUUCCAACGCCGAGACGUCCCUAGCUCGGCCCAUAUCGCGAGGGGCAGGUGCAGGGGCUCCUUCAACCCCAGGCUCGGGGACUCGGCCCGCCUUCACCCCGACCCCUACGCCGACUCGACCCCGUCACCGCUCCCAGGCCUCGUUCGACUGGUUCGCCGAUCUACCCCCCAAUAGCUCUUCGGGUACGGGAUUUCCGACCCUGGGACAGCAGACAAGCUCACGCAACCCGAGGAGCCGUAAUCCUUCCUUCUCGAAGCGCGACUCGAGAUGGAACCCUUCCACCUCGAACGGUCAUGCCUACGUUUCGGACAGUCCUCGGGAGUUGUCCGAAGCCGAAAAGGAAGACGAGGACCAGGACAACGGCAACAGUAAGAACAAGUCUCCUCAAAGUGGAAGUCUCGGAUCAAGUAUCCCCCCCAAGGAUGAAGAACCGCCAGACAAGGGGAAGCGAUCGAGCAGAGACCUCGGCAAGUCGUCCCAGUCGUCCCAGUCCGAGUUCCGAGGCGCCUUCACCGAAGAGGACAUGACCCGCGGCGCAAGAGCAUUGAAACGACGGUCCGGAUCCGAGAGUGCCGCGAGUGGUCCCAGAAGGAACAGUACUAUGAAUAGUCAGCACGACGAGGCUCGUGAUCGCUUCCAAGAGUUGCCCGAAGAAUCAUCGCCGCACGCCGCCGGGACCGUUCCAGACAAAGGCAAGGAACAACCGAGCUCGUCCGCGACCGGCGCUGCACCGCCUGCCUUGGGUGGCCGCAAGCAAAGUCUGUGGCAGGGGGCAGCCGAACUUUUUGGCGUGUCUUCUGGCUCUGGACCUGCACCCGCCGAAGCCGAAGCCGAAGAAGCAGACAACGAGGAACUAGACGGUGACCCCGAGGCGCGGAAAGCCAAGGCGAGCCAAGCAGCCAGGAAGUCGUCGGCAUGGGGGGUCGUCAAAAAGAAGCUAGGUGGAGAAGCUAAACAGCCAAAACAAAAGGCCGGGGCUACGUUGACCGGUCAUGAACUUGUCGCGGUGAGUUUUAAGAUGAUCGUUGACCUUGCUCAGUUCAUAUCCCGCUGACGAUCGACCUUGCGCUGGUUCACAGGAAUUGACGACGGGUAUCCUGCCAAUGGUGAUUGUCAAAAUGGCCGUCAUGGAUCGCGAUGAACGAGGCGAGCAUCGCAUCCCCAUUCUCAUGAACUACCUCAAGCUUCGCAUCACCGACUCGGUCUACCCGUUCCACGACCGUCACGCCGUCUUCCGCUGCGAACUCGAGUAUGGCGACGCUGCGGUCAAGUGGGUCAUCUAUCGCGAGCUCAAGGACUUCAUCAACCUACACGCCCACUACCGUGUGGCGAACUUGCGACAAGGUAUCGAGAAGUUCCCGACUUUCCCCAAAACGAGUAUCCCAUACCUCAACUGGCUCAAGAGUGAGAGGGGUGGCUCGAUCGCCAAGGCUGACUUUGCCAAGGCGCAGAGGAAGGCGCUGGAGGACUAUUUGCUCAAACUUAUUCGCGCUACAGUGAGUGAUCCGAAAGCAUGUUCUGCUGCAGAUCGAGCGCACUCCCUAAUCCGCUGUCUCCCCUACAGAUGUUUGGCCCGGGAGCGAAUCGCUUGUGCAAGUUUUUGGAAAUCUCGGCCAUGUCACUUUCGCUCGCGACUCGGGGCGGCGAUCAAGGCAAACAAGGCUAUUUGGUGAGGCGGACAGACCGUCAGAGUAGCUGGGUAGUAUAGCUGAUGUGUUCACCCUUCUCAUAGACCAUCGCUUCUUCGGGAGCGUCGAGGCGCAAAGCCCCGGGCUUCCAUCCAUUAGCGUUCAGCAAUCGACAUCAGCCCAAGUGGUUUAUCGUGCGCGAUAGCUUCAUUGUUGCCGUCGACGAUCCAGCCUCGACCGAGAUCUACGACGUCAUCAUGGUCGACUCGACGUUCGAGCUCGAGCGUCCCAAACGUAUCCUGCGGCAGGGUCUCAACGCCAUCACUUUCAACAAUGACUCCUCCGAAGAAGCCGAUGGGCAUCAGGAUGACAUCGUUGCGUCGGAAAAGAAGCCAAUGGGCCAUCGCGGCGCUGGCGAUCCAAAUGAUCCCUCGACAACGGGCGCAGGCUCCGAUCUAAACAAACUGAAAGAGACCUCGAACCACACGUUCUACCUUCGCACCUCGGAACGCAAGCUCCGUUUGAUCGCCAAGACCGAACGUCAGCAGGAUCAGUUCAUCGCCUCGAUUGAAAAGAUGCUCGCCAAGACGAUCUGGGCCGGCAAGAACCGCUUCGACUCGUUCGCGCCGAUCCGACUCAACGCGUCUGCGCAGUGGCUCAUCGAUGGCCGAGAUUACUUUUGGAGCUUGUCCCGAGCAAUCUUGUUGGCCAAACAUCGCAUCUACAUCCACGAUUGGUGGCUCAGUCCCGAACUUUACAUGCGGCGACCGGCCGCGGAGAACGAACAGUGGCGCCUGGACCGAUUGCUGCAGAAGAAGGCGGAAGAAGGCGUGCAGAUCUUCGUGGUUAGUUACCGUAGCAUGGGUAAUGGUGCGCUACUCGGGUCAUAUUCUGACGCUCCGUCUCUCCUCCUGCACCAGAUCGUCUACAAGGAAGUCUCGAACGAUUUCACCCCCGUUGAAUCAAACUACACCAAGAGCAGGCUGCGAGGGCUGCAUCCGAACGUGCACAUCCAGCGAUCGCCCUCGCACACUUCGACCGGAACGCUUUUGUGGUCACAUGUGAGUCAAUUGAGAGCGCUAGUUCCCGGUUGACAGAUAGUGACACGCGGCUUGUUCAACCCACUCCACAGCACGAGAAGAUGUGUGUCAUUGACGAGACGAUCGGCUUCAUGGGGGGUCUCGAUCUCUGCUUCGGUCGCUGGGAUACCCCAGGGCACGUCCUCACGGAUGAGCGACUGAAUGUCGUGUUCGAUCCCGAGUUGAGCAAGUCCGCAGAUGCCGAAGCGAGAGCGGGAUCACAGAUCUGGCCGGGCAAGGAUUACUCCAACUCCCGCGUCAUCGACUUCCACACCUUGACCAAGCCCGAAGAGGACAUGUACGAUCGAGGCAAGGUUCCUCGUCAGCCUUGGCAUGACAUUGGGCUGCAGAUCAUUGGCCAGCCCGCACGAGAUCUGUGUCGCCACUUUAUUCAGAGGUGCGUGCCAUGCUCGGAGCCUCUUAUCAGAAUUUUUCGACCCUGAUGAUCAAGGAUUCCAACGCACAGGUGGAACUACCUGCUGCGUACAAAGAACCAUACCGUCAAAAUGCCGUUCCUUCUCCCAGCGCCGGACUUUACCCCCAAAGAGCUGCACGACCAGCGCAUCACUGGAACUUGCGAGGUGCAGAUUUGUCGAUCUGUCGGUCCGUGGUCGAUGGGUAUCUCCCACGUUGAGCAUUCGAUCCAGAACGCCUACAUCAAAGCCAUCCAGCUCUCGGAUCAUUUCGUCUACAUUGGUGAGCAGACAGCCCGCUCCAUGCGCUUGCGAGCUCAGCUGAUCCUGGAACGGGCCUGUCUUCAUCAGAAAACCAAUUCUUUAUCACCUCGACUGAAGUGGAAAGCACAAUUAUCGAGAACAGGAUCGGUGACGCGCUCGUCUCGCGGAUCUUGCGAGCUCACAGCGAAGGCACAGCCUGGCGCGCCAUCAUCAUCAUUCCUCUUGUUCCUGGAUGUGAGUUGCUCUCUAGUAUGAUAGAGUCGAAAAAGAGGCAAAGUCACUGACUCUGUGUUCGAGGCACAGAUCCUUUCCCUGUCGACCAUUCGGAUGCUGGAUCGGUACGACUGAUCAUGGAAUGCCAAUACCGCUCAAUCUGCCGAGGCGAGCACUCGAUCUUUGCUCGUCUGCGCCGCGAGGGGAUCGAUCCGGACGAGUAUAUCACAUUCUUUGGCCUUCGAGGCUGGGGCAAGAUGAAUUCGGGGAUGCUGACCACCGAGGCGGUGAGUCACGUUCACCGGAACAUGACCUUUCUUUGGACAUACUAACAUGCUCAAGUGCGCAUCAUCCAGGUCUACAUUCAUGCCAAGGCUAUGAUCGUCGACGACCGAAUCGCCAUCAUUGGCUCGGCGAAUAUCAACGAGCGUUCUCAGCGAGGCGAUCGCGAUUCCGAGCUGGCAUGCAUCAUUCGAGACACCGACAUGAUCGAUAGCACGAUGGGAGGCAAGCCGUACAAGGUAGGCCGAUUCGCCCACACGAUGCGCGUGCGCCUCAUGCGCGAGCAUCUCGGUGUCGACGUCGACGAGUUGGGUGCGGGUGACGAGGACUUGCUCGAGCAGACGGAUGAAGAGACGAGUCGCCAAGAAGCCGACGAAGCGUGGGAUCCUGACAAUGAGCAAAAAAAGGGUGAUCAAGGCGGUCAACGCGCCGGGCACACGUUCCAUUGGGCGGAGAGCAUGGCCAAAACGAUGGACGAGAACACCGGCAGCGUCGUCUCCGGCGCGAAGGAAACCGUGUCGUUCGGGUUGCAGAAGGGCGCCGACAAGGUCGACCAGCACCUCAAGGGCGUAGUUGACAAGAUGGACGGAGCCAGUGAUGGCGCCGUGCAUCGCGAAGAGGAGACAAGUGCGGCGGACAGAAUCAUUCAGGGCGAGAAGGGCGGCAAAGGGUUCGCUUCGACGGUCGUUCCGACAUUGGAGGAGAAGGUAAUGGCCGAGGAGCGACCCACCGAUGAUCAAAAGACUAAAUCGGGGCUGCGCGAAGGCAAGCUGUCGGCCAACCAGCGAGAAAGGGCUGAAGGAGUGACGGUGAGCCCACCAGGGGCCAGCGGUGUGCACGAACAUCGAAACGAAUCCGACGACAAGGCGUCGAAGACCAAGCAAGCUUCGAAUGACGCCGAGAAGCACCUGGGCGAGAAGAUGACGAUGAGCAGUCCCGAGGCCGACGAUGUUCGCAAGUUCGAGCGUGAACCCGUUAUGGAAGGUGACGACGGCAAGUCGAACUCGACUACCAGCUCCAAGGAAGAGGGGACCGAGUUGCACCACAAGCGCUUGGAUCCAGUCGUACCCAAGACGGAGACCGUGGAUGGGAAAUCUCGAAUUCAGGACGAUGCUCCACCUCCGGAUAGCAAACCCAAGGAUGGCGCCAACGGUUCGUUAAGUGAUGAGUCGUCGAAGAACGGGUCAUCGUCCCCCUCCACCGCGAAAGCAUCAUCGUCCACGACCCCCUCCUCACCUUCGUCGAGUGCAAGCCCGAGUGCAAAGGCCAACGAAGCUGCGGCAAAUCGCACGACCAUUACCGGAACCUUGCGGCGCAACCUCAAGGAACGCGGCAACGUCUAUUCAAUCCCCGUCCCCGCUCCCAAAAUCGAUCCCUUCGGCUUUAGCGACCCCAUCGUCGACUCCUUCUUCAAGGAUGUCUGGCUUGCAGCAGCUGUGCGCAAUACGCAGGCGUAUCGUAAGGUGUUCCGAUGCGUCCCUGAUGACUUGGUGCAGACGUGGAAGCAAUACCGAGAGUUCCAGGUGAGUCUCAGAGUGACUUUGCAAACAUGUGCCCGUCCUGACGGCGCUCGAGGGACCCACAGAUCUGGGCAGAGCGUCACAACAAGGCUCCUAAGGAUGUUGUUCCUCCGGGUGACGAAGCGCCUCACACCGAUCCCGAUCAUCAUUCGGGGCAGCACGGCGCGGGUGGAGGCGGUUCCGGUGGAGGAGCCAUGGGUCAGGGUCAGAACGAUCCGCCUAAGGGGGAGACGAUGCAUAAGAUCAAUACUCGGGGCGAUCGUGCCGCGUCGACAGGGAACUCGGCGAUGAGUCCCACGGCUACGUCCAGCCCCGCGGAUAACGGCGGUCCAUCGGUCAAGAGGGAUCGGUCGGGUACGUUGGCUGGUGAGGGGCAUGACCAUGAAGAAGGGUUCCCAGGAUGGGAAAGGGAACAGAUGGAGAAGUGCUUGGAUCAACUGUCGGGUUGUUUGGGUGAGUCUGGAAUGAGUUCAAAGGCGUGCGCUUUGUUUGCGGAUGUUCACGGACUGAUCUCAAGUCGAUCCCUCUCCCAGUCGUAUUCCCAACUCGAUUCCUCGAGGCCGAAUCUGCUGGGGGCAACUUCUUGUAAGCGUCCGGUGGGUCUGCAUAACGGGGGGCGUGUGCUGAUGGCUUCUUUGUUGCACAAUUCGUCAACCUCGCAGGUUCAGCAAAGAUCGCCUGCCCCCCCUUUCUGUGAGUAGCUAUGCAUUGCGACUUUGUUUGGGCGACUGUGAGUGCAUAUGUACUAACGCCCUCCUCCGUUCUACCAUGUCACAGAUCUACGAUUAG